Messenger RNA from Clarias gariepinus (North African catfish), 4465 nucleotides. It is a transcript of the gene ppp1r13ba, whose product is annotated as protein phosphatase 1, regulatory subunit 13Ba. The record is from RefSeq and is a predicted model, not a curated record. Gene Ontology annotation, molecular function: p53 binding. NCBI's taxonomy places the organism in Eukaryota, Metazoa, Chordata, Actinopteri, Siluriformes, Clariidae. Gene Ontology annotation, biological process: regulation of apoptotic process. Bases 65 to 3313 code for a protein of 1082 amino acids. Gene Ontology annotation, cellular component: nucleus. The transcript has 18 exons.
UACAGCGUGAACCUUGAAGCUACACGGCAGCUCGUGCUUUCUCCCGCCUCCCGUCCAGGACUCCAUGAAGCGUUUUUGGACUCUGUUCGUCCGCAGUCUGGUCGAUGUUUCUAAGGCCAGACCGUGGCUCCAGAAGAGAAUCCAAAAGAAGGAGGAAAAGACAGAACACACCAGAAACAAGACCGAACUACACCAAGAUUCAACCGGGCUGGAUAAGAUCUUCGUCCCCGUGUUUCUGCGCUCCAGUGAGCAGGUUCUGACCAAGGUUCCUGUCACUGCUGCGACACGGUGUAGAGACGUGCUGGAGUUCUGCAGGGAGGCCGGAGAGAGCGGCUGCCGCCUCAUACAAGUCUGCAAAGGAAAAGAGAGAGACAUACCUUCAGAUCACUUGAUGCUGGAGUAUCUGCAGAAAUGGGGUCAGAGGAGGCAGGAGGUGAAGUUUUACCUGCUGCAUGAGAACGAGCUCAGCAGCAGAGAAAGACCAACAUCAGAGCAUCUGAGCAGAAAGAUGAAGGGGACGAUGGACAGAUCCAGUGUGAAUGAGAUGGGGACUCCGCGUGUGGAGCUGACUCUGUCUGAGCUGCAGGAGAUGGCCGUACGUCAGCAGCAGCAAAUCGAGGCUCAGCAACAGAUGCUCAUGGCAAAGGAACAGCGCUUGCGCUAUCUAAAACAGCAGGAUCUUCACCAGGGCCCGGCCACACCAGAGUCAGAGAAACUACAGCGGCUUAGAGAGAGAGUGGAGAAUCAGGAGGCCAAGCUGAAGAAAAUCCGUGCCAUGAGGGGGCAAGUGGACUACAGCAAGUUGAUCAAUGGAAACCUGUCGGCAGAGAUUGAGCAUGUGAGCAGCCUGUUCCAGGAGAAGCAGGUCGAGCUGCAGCAGGCCGUGAUGAAGGUGGAGCAGCUCACACAGCAGCUGGAGGACCUGAGGAGCAAACGCAUUACAGAGUCACAGCCUACAGGGGGCAGCGCGCUGGAGCUCCACAAACUGCACCAGGAGCUGCAGAUGAGGAACAAGCUGAAUCAGGAGCAGAACAGUAAACUCCAGCAGCACAAGGACAUGCUGAACAAACGCAACCUGGAGGUGAGCAUGAUGGACCGCCGCAUCGAGGAGCUGAGAGAGCGCCUCUACAGGAAGAAAGCUGAGUUAGGGCAGAUGAGCACUCUCUCAUCCCCUCAGUCGGCCCCCAUCACUUCAGGUCGUGUCGCAGCCGUGUUUCCCUACAUCCAAGUUCCCACAUCGACUGGGAGGCAGAACGAAGGCUACCCUUUGCCCCCUGAUACACUUAAACCGCACCAACUUCCUGCCCAAAUCAGCCACACUCGCUCCAGAUCAGACGAUGAUAGAGUGAGGAAGCCUGUUGGACCAUGGAAGGUCUCAGACCUAGACAUCAUAGUGAACUGUGAGGUGACCCUUGACCCCAGAGACCAUCCCACUCCAAACGAUGCGAAUUGGAACAUGGCCUCUCUCAAAGCCCCGGACUGGAAGGACACAAGCCAGAACCCGGGCAAAAUGGCUCCCGGUGAUAAGGGAUCUGCUAAAGUACUGGGCACUAUAACGACCUUGUCCAAACAUCCUCCCCCGAUCUACGGCACGUACCCCAGCGUGGGACAUCACUCCACCGUCUGUGCCACUAACUCUCUGCCCCGCUCAGCACCAGGCACUCUGUCCUGGCACAGAUCCUCCGGUUCCUCAUCGCAGCAGAUCCAGCAGAGGAUCACCGUCCCCCCGAGUCCCACGCCCUCAGCCGGCUCGCCUGUCUUGACCCCGAGUGAGAGAAGUAAUGACGCCCCUCUGGCUGCAGCAGUUCGGCCGUUUUAUACGGAACGGGGGUCACGACCUCAGUCUCCACGCAAGGGUCCUGCUACGAUGAACUCUAGCUCCAUUUAUCACAUGUACCUGCAGCAGCCAGCGGCCAAAAACUACCAAAGCAGCAGCACCAGAUCUGCAGUGAAAGCAGUGUAUGGAAAGCCGUUGCUGCCGAGCUCCGUCUCCUCAUCCCCUGUCCCCUUCCAGCACCAGUCCACCAGAGACGUCUCGGAGCGCGAGUCUGAACCCGUGAUUAGCCACAAUCCCCAACCCAGCAUGGAGAACAUCCCUCGCCCCCUGAGCCCCACUAAACUCACCCCGGCUCACUCGCCCCUGCGCUACCAGAGUGACAUCGACCUGGAGCUGCUGAGGAGAAAGCUUGCCAAUGCUCCUCGUCCUCUUAAAAAGCGGAGCUCCAUCACCGAGCCUGAGGGUCCCAAUGGUCCCAACAUCCAGAAACUUCUCUACCAGCGCUUCAACACACUUGUUGGUGGCAUGGAAACGGUUACACCAUUUUUCCAACCAGACACUGCUGUGACUUUAACAGGUGAUGUUGAUUCUGUUAACGGAAAUGUUACCGAAACGCCUAUAAAAGCUGCUGUAGAGCCAACACCAACGUCUGUCUCCGAUCCUGGACCGUCACCCGCACCUGAUGCUAAUGAGAAUCAAAUGGCGCAAACGGCUAAUCAUACUGAAACUCCAGAGAUUACAGACACCAUGGAUCCUAAAGAAGGUCCUGAGGAUAGUCAUAACAACAAUAAGUCGUCGUUAGAUGCAGAUGAAGAGUCCACGGCAGAGGAGAAAGAAGACACGGAGCAGAACACGGUGAAGAGGACGAACCUGAAAAAGCCUGGUUCUGAGAGAACGGGUCACGGUCUGAGGGUGAAGUUUAACCCGCUGGCGCUGCUCCUGGACGCAUCUCUGGAGGGCGAGUUUGACCUGGUGCAGAGGAUUAUAUAUGAGGUGGAGAACCCCAGCACUCCGAAUGAUGAAGGCAUCACGCCGCUUCACAACGCUGUGUGUGCUGGUCAUUAUCACAUCGUGAAGUUCCUGCUGGAUUUCGGAGUGAACAUCAACGCAGCAGACAGCGACGGAUGGACACCGCUGCACUGCGCCGCCUCGUGUAACAGCGUACAUCUGUGUAAGCUCCUGGUGGAGUCAGGGGCGGCCAUCUUCGCCACCACCAUCAGUGACGUGGAGACGGCGGCGGAUAAGUGCGAGGAGAUGGAGAACGGCUAUGUGCAGUGCUCACAGUUUCUUUAUGGUGUGCAAGAGAAGUUGGGGGUGAUGAAUAAGGGGACUGUUUACGCUCUGUGGGAUUAUGAAGCUCAGAGUCCGGAUGAGCUCUCGUUCCGUGAUGGAGACGCUCUAACAGUGCUGAAGCGCAGAGAUGAGAGUGAGACUGAGUGGUGGUGGGCCAGACUUAAUGACAAGGAGGGCUACAUUCCUCGAAACUUGCUGGGGUUGUACCCGAGGAUCAAACCCCGACAGCGGUCCCUGGCAUAGUGUCCCCUGAUGGACAAGAACCCCAAACUGGACAUUUUCAUCUUUUAGUGCCACCAAGAUAAGCCGAGGGCGUGGCAGCUAUAAACUGAGACUGAAGCUUGGAUUCAUUUAUCUGCCAGGAGAGAUUUGCUGAUCAGUGCUCCGUUUUUAGCCUGCAAAACGGAUCUUACUUGGGUUUAUUUUUUAAAAUCCCUUUCACCCAGAUGUCUGUGAGAUGGAAACACACUGGUUUUCCUGUUUCCUUUUGCACUGGUGUUUGUGGGAUAUGAAAGUGAUGACACUCUGAGACAGCUGGCGAAGGGAGCUUUGUGUAUUUUUGUUGGACAAAGGAAAGACUCAAGGACAUAACACUGUCUACUGAACAGCUGAUUCAACGACAAGGAAGGAAGAACGGCGCUAGAAAGUGCAGAGAGAGAGACAUUAGAAUAAGAGUGCAGAUGAAAUGUUGAGAAGUGUGCAGUCAUGGAAGUAUAAGAGAGGAGAAAUUGUAAGUUAAAUAAGCAAUGGUGGUAAGAAAGUUAUGAAAAAUGGAAAAAGUCUGUGUUUUUCAUCCAGGAAGAAAAUAAAAGCUCUACACACCUGCAUUAAUACAUUAAAGCCAAAUGCACAUGAACAACCGAGACACAUUUGGUGUAAUACAUUUUACGUGUUUAAAUAUGACCUGAAGCCACCAGACUCAUGUGGCCAAAGCCUCCACUUUAACAGAUCAUCACACACUCGCCACAAAAAUCUUGUUUCAGUUUCAUAAAAUAUCAUGAUGAGUCCCUUAUACAAGCAGAUUGUGUGAAGCCAAACUCCUGGCCUUGUUGCUGAAGUGAAAACUAAUGAAGCGAUCUCCAGACACUGACUGCGUCUCAGCUGAUUGUCUGCAAUUGGUGUUAAUAAAAUGUCAUUUAGCCUGAAAUGUUUUUUUUUUUUUAUGUUUUAUCGAUCUCCUCUUAGUUUUUAAAAGCUCUUUGUAACACAUAGGAGAUGAAUUGCUUUAAGGGUUCAGGUGUAUGAGUGAUGCACUUGACAGCAGAUAAUAAUAAUGAUCAGUGAUAAUCAUAAUAAUGCAGUAUAAGAGCCUGAACCUGAGUCUGACUCUGCGCUAUCCUUCAUGCCACAUGCCAUGUAAAUGUGCACAAUAAAGACGUUCUCAAAUUGUCAAAA